AUGUCGGCAAACAAGGCGGCCCGGGUGGGCGAGGAGAUCUGGAAGGGCCGCAUAGACAAGGUCAACGCCGAGCUCGUUACCCUGACCUACGGCACCAUCGUCGCCCAGCUGUGCAAGGACUUCGAGGCCGACUACGUCGAGGUGAAUAAGCAGCUCGACCGCAUGGGCUACAACAUUGGGCUGCGUUUGAUUGAGGACUAUCUCGCCAAGUCAAACACGAUGCGCCGGUGUACCAACUUUCGAGAGACGGCCGAAAUGAUAUCCAAGGUUGGCUUCAAGAUCUUCCUCAACAUAACACCGACCAUCACCAACUGGACCAACGACGGCAAGCAGUUCUCUCUCGUGUUCGAGGAGAACCCCUUGGCCGACUUUGUCGAACUCCCCGACGACGGCCGCGCGCAAGACGAGCUCUGGUACUCCAACAUUUUCUGUGGUGUUCUGCGAGGCGCCCUGGAGAUGGUUCAGAUGCAGGUAGAAGCGCACUUUAUCAGUGACGUCCUCAGGGGCAACGAUACAACGGAAAUGCGGAUAAGCUUGAUAAGAUACAUCGACGAUGAGCUGCCGCCUGAGGACGACUAG
Messenger RNA from Neoarthrinium moseri, 579 nucleotides. RefSeq lists its product as uncharacterized. The transcript has 4 exons. Gene Ontology annotation, biological process: endoplasmic reticulum to Golgi vesicle-mediated transport; intra-Golgi vesicle-mediated transport. NCBI's taxonomy places the organism in Eukaryota, Fungi, Ascomycota, Sordariomycetes, Amphisphaeriales, Apiosporaceae. Gene Ontology annotation, cellular component: TRAPP complex; cytosol; cis-Golgi network membrane. The record is from RefSeq and is a predicted model, not a curated record. Bases 1 to 579 code for a protein of 192 amino acids.